AGCAACGCCGAGUAUCAUGAAGCGACGGAACAACGGUUCCUCUUGCUUCUGUCAGACGUCGGCCAAGAGGGGCGGGCGCGGCGGAUGCAAUGGUACUGAGGCGAACGAGCCACCCGGAUGGUGUAUCUACGCGGCGGUCGCCCUCGUCGCGGUCGGUUGCUAUCUAAAUGCGCUCGACUGCGACUUCGUACACGACGAUAUACCGGCGGUGGUGAGGAACAGGGAUGUGAUCGGCGAGGCAUCGUGGAGCAGCGUGCUCAACGACGAUUUCUGGGGCACGCCGAUGGAGAGCAUCAAUAGUCAUAAGAGUUAUCGACCAUUCACCACUCUGACGUUUCGGUAA
This is a messenger RNA of Formica exsecta, 343 nucleotides long. Its product is annotated as protein O-mannosyl-transferase TMTC4-like. Lineage: Eukaryota; Metazoa; Arthropoda; Insecta; Hymenoptera; Formicidae. Bases 17 to 343 code for a protein of 108 amino acids. Gene Ontology annotation, biological process: endoplasmic reticulum unfolded protein response; protein O-linked glycosylation via mannose. The record is from RefSeq and is a predicted model, not a curated record. Gene Ontology annotation, molecular function: mannosyltransferase activity. The transcript has a single exon. Gene Ontology annotation, cellular component: endoplasmic reticulum.